This is a messenger RNA of Onychostoma macrolepis, 5275 nucleotides long. Its product is annotated as activin receptor type-2B. Gene Ontology annotation, biological process: activin receptor signaling pathway; protein phosphorylation; cellular response to growth factor stimulus. Gene Ontology annotation, molecular function: activin binding; ATP binding; activin receptor activity. Gene Ontology annotation, cellular component: plasma membrane; activin receptor complex. The record is from RefSeq and is a predicted model, not a curated record. NCBI's taxonomy places the organism in Eukaryota, Metazoa, Chordata, Actinopteri, Cypriniformes, Cyprinidae.
UGCAUUGCUCUCAUUGGACUAAUGAUGAAGCAGCAGUGAGUCCACAGUGGCCCUGAUGAACAUCCGGGUUUCCCGCUGGCACCGCUGCUGUGGCUCUCAGGAGCCAUUUUGGACGCCGUUCAGCUUUUCGCAUGUCAGUCCCUCCUUCCCCCUCCAACUGCCCCGGCAGAGGGGUUGAAACACGCACCAGGACACACACAAGGGGGCUUCGCUUCUACUCCAAGCGCCCAGACUCACGCUCCCACUGCUGCCGCCUGGUCAGAAUGAAAAGCUGGAUGUUUGCGGCAUCAGGGACUUUGUUUCCGAUCAGCGCGCUUCUGAGGGAUACACUGUGUUGUUGUGAAGAGCUCGUGCUGUUAUUGUAGCGGGUGAAGAAUAGCGCGCAGGCCUUCGCGUUCAUGUGUUUCAUUUCAUUCUUAAAUGCUUUCGCGGCAUAAAGGACAACAUUUAUCGCCAGGAUCCUCGAAGGAAGGAAUAUGUUUGUUACCUGGCUGACUUUUGCACUCGUCUGGUGCACAGGAGGCAGUCAGGCAGAGGUGGCGACUAGAGAGUGCGUCUACUACAAUGAUAACUGGCGGACGGAGAAAACCAAUCAGAGUGGUUUUGAGAGGUGUGAGGGGGAGAAAGACAAGAGGCUACACUGUUACGCCUCCUGGUUGAACUCCACCGGAACCAUCCGCCUGGUCAAAAAAGGCUGCUGGCUCGACGACUUCAACUGUUACGACAGACAGGAGUGUGUGGCAACGGAGGAGAGUCCGCAGGUGUUCUUCUGCUGCUGUGAAGGAAACUAUUGCAAUGAGAAGUUCACACACCUGCCAGAAGCCAUCGCUCCUGCAGUAAAGAUCCAGCCUCCUCAGCCGUGGCCGUCUCUGUGGAGUGUGCUGGUUUAUUCUCUUCUUCCUUUAGCCAUUCUCUGUCUGGCCCUGGUGCUCGCCUGCUGGACAUACCACCAACGAAAACCACCCUACAGACAUGUCGACAUCGGCCAGGAUGCUGGUCUUCCUCCACCGUCUCCUCUGGUUGGCCUGAAGCCUCUGCAGUUGCUGGAGUUGAAGGCCAGAGGGCGCUUUGGCUGCGUCUGGAAGGCCCAGUUACUGAGUGAAUAUGUGGCAGUGAAAAUAUUUCCCAUCCAGGACAAGCAGUCGUGGCAAAAUGAAAGAGACAUUUACCUCACCGAGGGUUUUAAACACGAGAAUAUUCUACACUACAUCUCAGCAGAAAAACGUGGCACAAACCUUCAGAUGGAGUUGUGGCUGGUCACAGAAUUCCAUGAAAGGGGUUCACUAACAGAUUACUUGAAGAACCCAGUGAGCUGGCCUCAGUUGUGCCAUAUUUCUGCAAGUAUGUCACGCGGCCUGGCGUACCUUCAUGAAGACCUUCCUUACAGAGCAGAGGGACCCAAACCUGCCAUCGCACACAGAGACUUCAAGAGUAAGAAUGUCCUGCUCAAGACUGAUUUGACCGCAGUGAUUGCAGACUUUGGGUUGGCUGUCCGCUUUGAGCCUGGGAAACCACCUGGAGAUACACAUGGCCAGGUGGGAACUCGGCGUUACAUGGCUCCAGAGGUUCUGGAGGGAGCCAUUAAUUUCCAAAGGGACGCCUUCCUAAGGAUCGACAUGUACGCUCUAGGACUGGUGCUGUGGGAGCUGGUGUCUCGCUGCACCGCCUCCGAUGGUCCUGUAGGUGAGUACCAGCUGCCCUUUGAGGAGGAGGUGGGCCAACGUCCUUCACUGGAAGACCUUCAAGAUGUGGUGGUCCACAAGAAGAUGCGGCCCGUAUUUAAAGACUGCUGGAUCAAACAUCCGGGUUUGGGUCAGCUGUGCGAGACCAUCGAGGAGUGCUGGGACCAUGACGCAGAGGCGCGACUGUCGGCCGGCUGCGUGGAGGAGCGCCUCUUCACCAUCUCCAAGACAGUCAACACCAUCAACACGUCUACCUCGGAGUGCCUGGUCUCCAUGAUGAUGACGUCCGGCAGCGACACGGACCUUCCUCCCAAAGAGUCCAGCACCUGAACGCCCGCCUCCAAACAUCAGGGACUGCGAACCACUGCGUUCAUCGCUCCAGUAAAUGUGAACCUUGCUGCUAAUUUGAUCUCUGGAUCGUCAUGUAUUUAAUUUCUUCUUCUUGCAUCGUUGGAUCACUUUCACCAGCACAUUCAUCUACUGUACUCUUCCGAAAGGAAGGCACACACGGAGAAAUCUCAAACGCGAGAAGACCGAGCUCUCAGAGGGCAUUCAGGGGAUCGUUUCAGACUGCUGGGAUAUGAGCACACGUUACCUCAUCGGUUUUAAUGCCAUUUUUAUGUUGUUUUUUUGCCUUCACUCCAUGAAUACCUCCACCCAAACGCUGGACCCUCGGGUUUUAUCAAGACUACGUGACUAUCUGAUGACUGUUACGCAACCUUCCAAGAGCACACAAGGUCCUUUUUGUACUCAGUGAAUUUUAGUCUAGUUUUAACGUACCCUUUCUUCCUGGAAACGUCUCGUGGGAUGUUUUUUGUCGUGUUUCCGGCAGUGAUGGCAGUUGUCUGGGACACUGAAAGCAGAAGGCAGCAGGACUGUUAUGAUUCGAGUUGCCUUUUGCAGCGUCGGGAUUGGUUUUAAUGUAGCAUCCGCUUGUGUUGAAGUAUCUGAAGUCAGAUGUGCCAUCAGUUCAGCGUUCGUUGUUUCUGAGUGACAAGAGCUGCAGUCGAAGUGUUAGUUCUGCGGCCGCGUGAAGAGCAGCGCUGCGUUACAGGUUUGCUUUCAAUCACGGCUCAAUGUUUCGGUGCAUCAGGAAAGCGUGUAAUGUUUAUCCGCUACACUACUCAGGUAAACUCUGUGCAUGUGAUUGUGUGACCGCUCACUCUUACAGCAAUAGUUCUCCGCAGUAUGGUGAAUCUCACCAGGAAAAAUCUGGGUCAUAAGUCAUCUGAAAAUCGAAACGGAAAAUAGUUAUACAUUCAUGAAAAUUUAGCUUAGUUUUUUUUGCACUGUGGCAUUAUUUUCAUAACUCUUAAGCACAUCUUGGCAUAUCUUUAGCAUAAUGCAAAACAAAUACUUUAAUGAAUGUAUCACAAAUCGUUUUGUUUUUUUUUAACUCAAUUUAAAUUAGUUUAAAGGAUUUGGUUCAUGAAAACUACCUUAAAUAUUUUCCUCGCAUCACAGAAAUGAGAAUAAAGGGAUUUUUUUGCACAUCACAGUAAAAAAAAAAUUCUUAUGUGCCAAAUUGGGCUUAAUUGUCAACAAAAUAAUGUUACAAUAUAAAAAAAAAGGUUAUAGUCAGCCAAAUUAAAUGCUGCGUAAAGAGAAUAAAGCCUAUACUUUAUUCUCUUUAUACAGCAUUUAAUUUAGCAGAAAAUUAAGCUCUUAUCUUUACUGUAAUGUGAAAAAAUACCAUCCCACAACUAUUAAUAUAUUUUUACUCACCUUAAAAUAGAUUUACAAUUGUGUUUUUGCAAUUUAAAUAUUUUUUCUGGCAUCACAGUAAUGAUAACAUUUUUUGCAUUACAAUAAUGAAAAUUCAGUGUGCUAAAAUGUCAUAAAUACAGUUGCAAUAUAUCUUUAAAAAAAUCAUAAUUGUCCUAAAGUAGUCUUUAUUCUCUUUAUGCAUUUAAUUUAGCAGAAAUUUGUUUUUGUGCUGUUGAGAAUAUUUUAUUUUCUAACAUGGCCAAAAUGGGCUUAAUUGUCAACAAAAUGAUGUUAAAAUAUAAAACAUCAUAAUGGUCCUAAAACAGGUUUCAUUUUCUUUAUGCAACAUUUAGCAUAAUUGAGCAACAGUUUUCUUCCUCAAAUUAUUACCGUAAUGCAAAGAAGGGGGGAAUUUAUUAAUUUUUUUAUUAAUGUUAAAUACAAAAAACUAACCUAAAAUAUUUACAAUUGUUUUUAACAAUUUAAAUUAUAUUUUUUCUUGCAUAAAAGUAAUACGAUUUUUUUUGAAUAAUUUUAUGGCUCUUAAAGCAUUGGUGUCAUAGUUGAGCGACAAUUGUCUCCACCAAAUGAUCAUUACUGUAAUGCAAAAAAUACUGUUUUUUUGGUUGUUGUUAAAUACAACUAAGAUUAACCUAAAAUAUAUUCACAGUAGUGCUUAAUUUAAAUAUAUUUUUCUUGCAUAACAGUAAUACAGUAAUAAUAAUAUAUAUUUUUUUAGCAUUACAUUAAUGGAAAAAAAUGUCAUGAAAAUAACUCCAUAUUAAAAAACUGUCCUAAAAUAGGCUUGAGUGCUUUUCAUUAAAUUUCUGAUUCUUUUGAUUUUUGGGAUGUAAUAUGACCCGGACAUUUCACGAUUCACAUCUCAACAAUGGCGAUAUCUCAGAGCUCGCCUGUUUCCUGCAAUAACUUCAGCGUUGAAGACUGAAUGUCCGUAGUGCUGUACUCUUCAAUCAUCUCAUGGACUCCAGUGUUGUUCAGAAACGGGCAGCUUUUAUCAGACUCGUUGGUCAGCGUAACACUAACACGAUCACUGAAUCUCGACCGUCAUGUGCUCAGUGAUUAGAUAUACCUCAGAUAUUGUGACUUUUUUAUAUAUAAAUAUAUCUAAAGUAUUUUAUUCCGUUUUGUGGUAGCAAUAUAAUUUAAUAUCCAGCUGCUUUUCUGUGAUUUACGGAGAUUUUUUUUAGUUUUUAACAGAAGGUGCUCUGAAUUUGAUUGCCAGGUGCUCGGUGCGUUUCACAUAGUCUUUUAGCUUUGAGUCCGGCAUCCGCAGGUUCAAUGGCUUCUGAGGUUCAGAUGAACCGGUUCUCUGAGGACAUGCAAACCUUCCUCACUUGUGUUUGAUUUAGGUUAUGUUUGUUUGUUUGUGUGGUACAUGUAUCUUCUUCUCUCGUCUCCAUCUUAUCAAUUGUAUUAAGUUGGAUUUCUCUAUCAAAUCAGGGAUUUGAAAUAUAAUUAAAGUAUUGCAGUGCAAGUUGUGCAAAUUUAGUUGAAGCCAAACUUUAUAUGCUAUCAGGUGUUGAAGUGUGAUGUAUAUAAAUAACGUCAUCAGAUCUGCUAACUGAUGUAGUUGAAGCAUCUUUUACUCUUGUUAUAUUUCUCUGUUUCACAUAAAUAAACCCUGAAGAAGUGUUCGAACGUUAGGACUACCUGAGGAGAUUGCCCAUGAUCCUUUGCCAGCUCUGUGUGGGCUGGCUUCUCAUGACGGAUCGGGAACGAUGGAGGUCUGUUGAUGUUUUGUUUUAUUUUUUUUUUUACUGCUGCUAAUGUAGUAAAUGUAUGUUGUGUUGCCCCAGUUUGGGUCAUUUCAGAUUCCGCUGCCAUGUUCAGUAUUUUGUUGAAUUAAACAUUACCCAUGUUUAUCA